Corylus avellana is the source of this 1181-nucleotide messenger RNA. The record is from RefSeq and is a predicted model, not a curated record. NCBI's taxonomy places the organism in Eukaryota, Viridiplantae, Streptophyta, Magnoliopsida, Fagales, Betulaceae.
AUGGAGACGUAUAAUUCUGGCAAACAAAGCGCAGCAGAGAUUGUGUUCUUCGACUUGGAAACGACAGUGCCCAACAGAACUGGGAAACGUUUCUGGGUAUUGGAGUUUGGAGCAAUUGUCGUUUGCCCACAGAAACUUGUCGAGCUAGAGAGCUACAGCACGCUCAUACGACCCAAGGAUUUGUCUGUGGUGCCGUUGAGAUCAGGAAGAUUUGAUGGGAUAACAAGGGCAGCUGUCGCAAAUGCGCCGGUUUUGGAGGAAGUUGCCGACAAGAUAUUCAGUAUUCUGAAUGGGAGAGUGUGGGCAGGCCACAACAUCCAAAGAUUCGAUUGCAUUCGUAUUAAGGAGGCAUUUGCUGAUAUUGGUCGGCCGGCACCGGUGCCGGUUGGGAUGAUUGAUUCUUUAGGAGUCUUAACCGACAAGUUUGGGAGAAGAGCCGGUAAUAUGAAGAUGGCAACAUUGGCUUCUUACUUUGGGCUUGGUCAGCAAAAGCACAGAAGCCUAGACGAUGUUCGGAUGAACUUGGAGGUCCUCAAGCAUUGUGCAACAGUGCUCUUCUUGGAAUCAAGUCUCCCCAGCGUACUACAGGGCAAAUGGCAAGCAUCUCCCACAAUUAUGACACGAAGUAGAAGUAGUAUUGGAAAAUUGGCAUGCAGAGAAGAAAUAAGUAACCCGCGGAAAUCUCCACCAACUUCUUCUGCAUAUCAGAGAGCAGUUCCCUAUACAAGAGGAAGCUUGGGAAAGAUGAUGACAGAAAGAGUGAGGGAUAUCUUGUGUAAAGCUCAAGGAAAACCCCUUAACAACCUCAUCCUCAAGCAUUCUCAUACGCUGCUCCGAUGAGAGUCAGAGGAAAGUGGUCGCCGAUUUCGCAUCUGCAUGUCCCGCCGUCCGACAUCCUAUAUAUGUGGUUUGAGACCACAUGCAUGAAUUACACGUAGAUCGAGUACUUACAACGGUGGAAAAGAAAUGGCUCUCGUUUUGAAUGCCUUCACGUCCUUCGAUUUGACACAAUAUUUCAUGCACGUGAGGAUGCUGAAUCCGUCAAAAAGAUGCUCUACAAAGACACCAUUAAUUCAUUUGUAUAUUCUUAAUUUAAUUGAUUAAUUGGUUUAUUCUUUUUAAAGCAAUUGUUAUUAUCCAGAAGCAAUUGGCUCUGUAUGUAAAUGUUACUAACUUGUAGU